Molecule: messenger RNA, 1440 nt
Organism: Musa acuminata subsp. malaccensis (wild Malaysian banana)
Lineage: Eukaryota; Viridiplantae; Streptophyta; Magnoliopsida; Zingiberales; Musaceae
Product: probable L-ascorbate peroxidase 6, chloroplastic/mitochondrial
Biological process (GO): cellular response to oxidative stress; response to reactive oxygen species; hydrogen peroxide catabolic process
Molecular function (GO): peroxidase activity; heme binding
Source: RefSeq, a predicted model, not a curated record
GAAUGUGAGUCAGAUUCCCGCGAGCGAUUUGGAUUAGAUGAUGGCGGAGCGGCUCUCUUCUUCGGUGGCGUCGUCUUCCUGUUGCUGUCUCCUCCCUACCUCCAAGCGGGCGGCGAUGCCGUCCUCCGCAACCCUUCCUCCGCUCCCCCACCGCUUCUCCUCGUCCUCCUCCCGCCCAUCUCACCGCCUUGCUUCUUACUUGCUCACUUCUUCUUCAUCUUCCCUCCGCCUUCUCCGGAGGCCUGGGAUCCACCCUCGCAGGACCAUGUUGGUCUUGUGCGCGUCUUCGGAUCCAGCGCAGCUGAGAAGCGCUAGGGAGGACAUCAAAGAGCUUCUCAAGACCACCUUCUGCCAUCCGAUUCUGGUUCGCCUGGGAUGGCAUGAUGCCGGUACAUAUGACAAGAAUGUUGUGGAAUGGCCAAAAUGUGGGGGAGCUAAUGGAAGCUUGCGUUUUGAAAUAGAAUUAAAUCAUGCAGCCAAUGCCGGUCUUGUAAAUGCUCUAAAGCUUAUUCAGCCUAUUAAGGAUAAGUAUUCGAGCGUUACAUAUGCAGAUUUGUUCCAGUUAGCAAGUGCCACAGCUAUUGAGGAGGCUGGUGGUCCCCAAAUUCCUAUGAGGUAUGGGAGGGUGGAUGUUUCUGGGCCGGAACAGUGCCCUGAUGAGGGGAGACUUCCUGAUGCUGGCCCAUCUUCACCAGCUGAUCAUCUACGGGAUGUUUUCUAUAGAAUGGGCCUUGAUGACAAGGAGAUUGUGGCAUUAUCUGGUGCACAUACACUUGGACGGGCGAGACCAGAACGUAGUGGAUGGGGAAAACCAGAAACUAGGUAUACGAAAGAUGGACCUGGUGCACCUGGUGGACAAUCAUGGACAGUACAAUGGUUAAAGUUCGACAAUAGUUAUUUCAAAGAUAUCAUGGAACGGAAAGAUGAAGAGCUACUAGUUCUGCCCACAGAUGCUGUUUUACUUGAAGAUCCAUCUUUUAAGAUCUAUGCCACAAAAUACACAAUGGACCAGGAUGCAUUUUUCAAAGAUUACGCUGAGGCUCAUGGUAAACUCAGCAACUUAGGUGCCAAAUUUGAUCCUCCGGAGGGGAUUUCAAUAGAAUAUGACUCGAAGACUGUAGCAGCAGAGCCAUUUGUUGCAGCAAAGUACUCCUAUGGUGAAAGAAAGAAAGAACUAUCCGAUGCUAUGAAGCAGAAGAUAAGGGCAGAAUAUGAAGCACUUGGUGGCAGCCCAGAUACGCCUCUCAAAUCUAAUUACUUUUUGAAUAUCAUGAUCUUGAUCGCUGGUUUGGCAUUUUUGACAUCUUUAGUUAUGAACUGAACAUCUUAUCUUCGUUUGUCUCUGCAACCAAUAUUAACCUUUUGAUAUUGGAGAUGAGGGUGCUUGUUUACUAAGAAUUUACCUUUGAUUGUGGAAAUGACUAUAUUAAACUGUUGAAA